UUGAUUUUUUUGAUAUAAAGUUUGUUUCGUAAUAAUUUUAGUACUUUUGCCCAAUUUCUUUAAAAAAAUGUGAUGAUUAUAUGUUAGUAUGAAAUUGCUUGUGAAUACUUACUGACUUAGUAAAUGACUCUCUUGUCCUAAGUUAACCUCGAAUAGGACUGUUUUAUCACUUUCGCCAAAAUUUAAAAAAAUGGCUCUUUGUAAUGGACUCGCCUUUAAAUUAUUAAAAUCAGUCAGUCUGAGAAGCCUAGGCACUCAGACUGCUCAAGCCGUGAAAAUACAGGAAGAAGUAUUACAAACAUUUCGUACUAAUGAAAACAAUCCUGCUAAGCAUACAAAGCAACAUUUGGGUAGAUAUUACACUGUCCCGCCAAGUGACAUUGUACCAAUUAUUGGCGAUGGUGAAAUGCCUCUUACUCCUAUAAAAAAGGAGAUAAAAACUUUCAUGCAGUGGAAUAUUUUAAUCAGAAAACCAGCACUUGAAAUCAUAAGUUAUCUGUCUCAAACUGAUUACAGCAAACCUGUGAACAAAUAUGUUUUGUUUGGAGAAGACGGCACUGGCAAAACAUUGAGUUUGUUACAUGUAAUUCAUUAUGGCUACGUCACAAAGAAAUUGAUAAUUUAUAUACCAUGGUUACAAGAAUGGUACAGAUUUCCUCGAGAAUGUGCCAAUUCAGAAACAAAAGAAGGUCUAGUGGAUUUACCAAUUGAUGCUGCUAAAUUACUACUGAAUUUUAGAAAUAUUAAUGCCUUGCUACUUUCUAAAAUAGAUAUAAAGCUGUCUAAAGAUUAUGUAUUUGGUGUUGAUACUUUUCAUAAAGAUGCACCUAUAACUGAGAUGGUAGAUUUUGGUAUUAGUAGGAUUAAAUAUGCCUGUGAUGUUAUAGAUACCUUAUUCAAUGAAAUCAAACUAGCCAGUAUUGCAGGAAAAUGCAAUACAUUAGUAGCAGUUGAUGGAUACAAUGCAAUUUAUUCUAAAACUACAUUUGUUAAAGAUGAUAAUAAACAAAAAGUACCAGCUUCAAGGGUAUCUUUAACCCAAUCUCUCUUAGAAUUGACAAAAUCUGAUUGGUGUAAUGGACAAAUCGUACUUACAGUAGAUCAAAAGGCUGUUAAAGAUAACCGAGAAUCACACCUUCCACGGUAUUUGCUCGCAAAAGAAGGUUUUAACCAUUUAGAUCCAUUUUUACCAGUUGGUGUUGAAAAUUAUACCCAAGAUGAGUUUGACACUGUUAUGGAAUAUUAUAAAAAUAGAAAGUGGAUAAGAAAUAUUAGUGAAGAAGGACUGAAAGAAUUGAGAUUGGUAUGUGGUAGUAAUCCCUACAGACUAAUGGAUUAUUGCAAGGAUUUAUAAAAAGUCUAGUUUCAUACA
Molecule: messenger RNA, 1372 nt
Organism: Copidosoma floridanum
Lineage: Eukaryota; Metazoa; Arthropoda; Insecta; Hymenoptera; Encyrtidae
Gene: mRpS29
Product: mitochondrial ribosomal protein S29
Biological process (GO): apoptotic process
Cellular component (GO): mitochondrial small ribosomal subunit; mitochondrial ribosome
Molecular function (GO): structural constituent of ribosome
Source: RefSeq, a predicted model, not a curated record